CAGAUAUUUUGCAAUGGCCCAAAAUGAUAUGUCUGCCGCUUAAAAUUAACCUGGUAUGUAACCGGAAAUUAGAGCCAUGCUCUGCAUGAGCAGAAAUGUUUAACAGCUAAGAUGACCAAGGCUACCACUGCCCAGCUGUUAAUACCGGUGUUCUUGUUACUUGUAGUGAAAGGUUCUCACGGGAAGGUAAUCCGCGGAAAACAUGAGAGAAAACUACUUGUACUACCAUUCGAGAAAACUGCACGAUCAGCUCUCCUCGGAUUAAAACCAGAGGAUGUUUUUAAAGUGACUGCUGCAGGGUUAGAUGCCGGGGGUGCAAGAAAAAGUGAUCUAGGUUCGGCUCUACACCAGCUUCCAGCAAUUAAAGAGGAACAAAGUUUAACAAACAGCGCUAUAUUGUAUUCUGGACAGCUGUCAUCGCUUGACCAGCACCUGGUGAAUCAAUUUGAUAAAGAACUCACAGGAAAUCAUGAGGAUUCUUCGCAUGGAACAAUGUCCAAGAUUGAAGAAGGUUAUAUACAGGAUCCUUCUCAUAACAAGUCACCAAACGGUAACUUAUCAGAAAUAUAGAGUGAUGUGUCAUUUUUUGGCUUUUGAGGUCCAAAG
This is a messenger RNA of Stylophora pistillata, 606 nucleotides long. RefSeq lists its product as uncharacterized. NCBI's taxonomy places the organism in Eukaryota, Metazoa, Cnidaria, Anthozoa, Scleractinia, Pocilloporidae. The record is from RefSeq and is a predicted model, not a curated record.